AUGGCCGAUACAAGCAAACGAACCAACGAACAACUACAGGCCAGCGAGCUCUUCGGAGUCGGUCAUAUCACGGCCGUGGUGACCGGUGGAGGCACAGGUAUUGGGUUGAUGAUUGCUCAGGCCCUUGUCACCAACGGAGCAAAGGUCUACAUCACUGGUCGAAGGAAAGAAGUGCUUGAAGACACUGUCAAGCAGUACAAUAAUGGUGUAGGUAGCCUGCAUGCUUUGCCUGGCGACGUGAGCAGUAAAGAGGGUGCGAUUCAGCUGGCCAAGGACGUGCAAGAGAAGGAGCCGAGAGGCAUACAUUUGUUGGUGAACAAUGCAGGUAUCGCGAGAGAUGACAACACGAAAUUCUGUGUGUUGAUCCGGCGCUACGCUCGUGAAAAGUACUAA
Recurvomyces mirabilis is the source of this 393-nucleotide messenger RNA. RefSeq lists its product as uncharacterized. Lineage: Eukaryota; Fungi; Ascomycota; Dothideomycetes; Mycosphaerellales; Teratosphaeriaceae. Bases 1 to 393 code for a protein of 130 amino acids. The transcript is spliced from 2 exons. The record is from RefSeq and is a predicted model, not a curated record.